Ochlerotatus camptorhynchus is the source of this 5147-nucleotide messenger RNA. It is a transcript of the gene Eps-15, whose product is annotated as Epidermal growth factor receptor pathway substrate clone 15. The record is from RefSeq and is a predicted model, not a curated record. The transcript is spliced from 11 exons. Gene Ontology annotation, molecular function: protein binding; calcium ion binding. Bases 561 to 3998 code for a protein of 1145 amino acids. Gene Ontology annotation, cellular component: plasma membrane; cytoplasm. Lineage: Eukaryota; Metazoa; Arthropoda; Insecta; Diptera; Culicidae. Gene Ontology annotation, biological process: endocytosis; endosomal transport.
UAAAAUCGCUGUUUUGUCGUGAAAUUGCGUGAAAAUUGGGCCGAAAGUGCCAUCAAAAUGUGCAACGGGUGCCGCCGAUCGUGAACGCGUUGAAAAUUGCGAAAAACUUCGGUGAUUGUGCGAUUUCCGGACGAUUUUCCGUUUCUUAUCACCCGUGAUAGACUCCGCAGAGGCAGGAAAAGAAAAAAAUCCUCCGUUUGACGUUUCUUGUGCGUAGUCCCUCUCCUCCCCGUGGUCGCGGCCUUCGUCUCCGUCGUCGUCGUGUGUCUAAUCGAAAUCGGAGGCGCCCGUGGAUUUUUUACGAUAAAUUCUUUCGACUUUUUCUCGCUUCACCGUUCUUUGGAGUGGAGCAGGAGGAGGAGGUUUUUGUGCUGUUGCGUGUGAAUUGUCUGUGUUUUGGCGAAAGAAAAACAGUUCUGUGUUCUCCAUUUUCAGUUUCUGUGAUCGUGUUUCUGUGCGCUUUUGUAUCAACUUGUUUUUAACAAAAUCUGUGCUGACAUACAUUUGUACCAUCAUCGUCACCCCCCUAAAGAAGGCUCUAAACGAGUAGUGUGAAAAACAUGACAGAUUGUUUUGAUCGGGCCAAUUCUUUACAGAUCGCUGGUGAUCACAUCCUGAUAUACGAAGCGUAUUACAAACAGCUCGAUCCAAAGGCAACCAAUGAGAUCGGAGCACUCGAUGCGGCCAAAUUUCUCAAGAAAUCCGGACUAAGCGAUGUGGUCCUCAGCCGCGUGUGGGACCUAUCGGAUCCCAGCGGUCGCGGCUUUCUUACCAAAGAGGGCUUCUUCGUGGCACUGAAGCUGAUCGGACUCGCACAGGAAGGCUCGGAAAUCAACAUCAAGAACAUCUACAAUGUGCUCUCAAAACCGCCCAAAGUGGGUGAUCUUCCGAAGGUGCCAGCUCAGGUCAGACUAGUGCCCUCGGAGAAUACCGACUGGUCGAUGAAGCCGGAGAAAAAGCAACAGUACGAGCAGUUGUUCGAAUCGCUCGGUCCGAUGAAUGGGCUGCUGCCGGGAGCUAAGGUGCGUAGCACUCUGAUGAAUUCGAAGCUUCCGGUUGACACGCUAGGCCGAAUCUGGGACCUAGCCGAUCAGGAUCGCGAUGGAAGCCUUGAUAAGCACGAAUUCUGCGUUGCCAUGCAUUUGGUCUAUGAAGCACUAGAUAAACGAGCCAUUCCAGCUACCCUACCACCACAGCUUCAGCGUAACGCACAGAACACCGGCAGCAGCUUCACAUCGGCGACCAAUGGCAGUUUCGAUGCAUUCGGUAGUGGUGGCGAUGGGGGUUUCGUAGCAAACUUCCCAACAGACAUUGCACCACCACCAGCAGUUCCCCCUCUUCCAGCGAUAAACAGAGCCAUUCCGCCUCCGAUCGUUCCACCGGCACCACUCGUUCCACUCAUUCCAACCGGUGCAACCGAUCCGAUUGCUACCGGAAACGCCUGGGUCGUCACCACACUGGAACGUUGCCGCUACGAGGAAACUUUCAACAAAAGCGACAUGGACCGAGACGGGCUUGUGUCUGGGCACGAAAUCAAAGAGGUGUUCAUCCAGUCCGGUCUAGCUCAGAACGUGCUCGCCCACAUCUGGGCCCUGUGCGACACCAAUCAAAUCGGCAAACUGCGGCUCGAGGAGUUCUGCCUCGCGAUGUGGCUCGUUGAACGAGCCAAAAAGGGAAUUGAUCCACCGCAGGCACUAGCUCCGAACAUGGUUCCCCCCAGCUUGAGAAAGAAUUCGCUCAUUGCAGCACCGGAACCGAAACCGACGUACAACAAUCCGGAGCUGGAGAUGAUUUCCAAGGAGAUUGAAGAGCUGGCCAAGGAACGACGCUUGUUGGAGCAGGAAGUUGCCCAGAAGGAAGCGGACGUUCGAAUAAAGAAUGGCGAAAUGAGAAGCUUACAGAGUGAACUGGACACCCUGACUGCCACAUUGAAGCAAUUGGAAAACCAAAAGGGAGAGGCCCAGAAACGACUCGACGAUCUCAAAAACCAGAAAGUUGAGGUAGAUACUGCCAUUGCUAGUGCCAGAGUGCAGGUAAACAAAAUUCGCGAACAGUGUCAGAAGCAGGAGGACACCCUCAAAGAGCAGGAAGGUGAAUUGGAUUCUCGCCGUUCCGAGCUGCAAAAGCUGAAAGACGAAGAGCACGCGCUUGAAAAGGAAUACCACUCCAGUACCAAAGACGUCGAUCGGCUAACGUCCCAACUGCAGGACACGCAACUCGAGAUUAGCCAAGUCAAAGCGAUGGUUACUCAGAUCCAAGAGUACCAGCGGCAGAUGACCGACGCGUUGGCCAUGUUCCGAAACGCCAUCGAGAUCAACGAUCCGGUAUUGGUGUCCGAUUAUUCGUUGAAGAUUGAACCCGAAUUUAGGGAGGCCAUGCAGGCUCUCGAGGAUAAGGAAGCCGAGAAUGCCAGCAAGCGUGAUCCAUUUGGAGAUAAUAAAGCGAACGGUUUCGGUGCUAAUGCCGACGGGGAAACAGGGUUUGGCGAUGAUUUCAAAACUAACGGAUUCGCCACGCAGUUCGACACGAGCAACGGAUUCCAAAGUGGCGGAUUCGAGGACGGAUUUGCCAAUGCAUUCGAUAACAAACCAAGUGAUCCGUUUGCUUCGUCGAUCGGUGUGGCACCGGAUCCGUUCGCCGAACAACAGGGAACCGUGCAAGAUACUUCCAAGGACGAGUUCGGGUGUGAUCCGUUCGCCGUAUUGCACGCCCCUACCACCGCUAGUCAGAUACUCACUCCUAGCCCUAGCAAGUCGGUAGCACCUCCUCGGCCGGAAUCACCUAGUCCUGCGUUGCCUCCGAAGAAGGCGAAACAGCCUCCACCGAGGCCGGCCCCGCCAAGACCAUUGCAGGGUCCCACACCGACGAAGCCUGCACCACCAGCGUCGAUGUCGUCGGAUGCAUUUGGCGACAGCAGCGGCGGCGGCAGUUUCGCCAACUUCGCCGACUUCGACAAUAAGAACCUAAAACCUGCCGCUCCGUCACCUUCGGUACUGCAAUCCUUUUCCUCCUCCACUUCCGUGUUCGGGUCAUCGUCAGUCCCUUCGCCAUCGCCGGUUGGUGGCCAUGGAACUACAGCUUCACCUCUACCGGUACUGCUGGGUGCUCCUCCCAGUACCAGAGUAUUGCCGUCCUCGCCAGCACCGCCAAUACCAACCUCAUCAGUAGUAGCGCCUAGCCCGAUAAACGCCCCUUCGUCGAAGACUCCCGUUCCAACGGCGGUCGAUUUUACCGAUGAUCCUUUCAAAGACUACCGCUACGAGGAUCCCUUCAACAUCGUCGAUCCGUUUGGCGACGAUGACGGUGCCAGUUCCGAAGACCCAUUCUCCUCUGAUUCAAAUACACUGAACAACAACAGCAGCGGCGGCGGCGGGAAACAAGCCCCGACUAGUCCCAAGAAGUCCAGCACUGACCAGCUGGACGAUCUCUUUGGGGACGCACAGAAUAACAACUUUGCUUUUGGCACACUCACCAGCACCACCGGCAGUAGUUUUGGAAGCGGCAACACCACCAAGAAACCAUCGACCGCCGAUCCGUUUGAUGCUUUCAACGAUAAUUUUAGCAAAAAUACCAACGCGGACAAAUUUGCCAGUACCAAUCAGCAGGAACUUUUGUUCCGGGCGUUCGGCGCUACCACCGAAGACAGCAGUGCCGCGGAUGAUGCGAUUUUCGGAGCAACGGCGAAGGGUAGCCCGUUUGAAGAUGAGUUCUCCCGUAUGGACGAAGGAUUUGCGAAGCUGGACAUUUCGAACAACAACAUCAAGCCCGGUGCUGCACCAGCAUCCAAUGAUUUUGCUAAUUUCGACGUGUUUAGCAAUAUUAGCAAUAAUUUCAAGAGCAGUGCGGAAAGUUUGAAGCGAGGUACGAAGGGGGGGUUCGAAGAUGACUUCCCGUCGAAGGGCAACACGCUUUCCAAGUUCGGCGAGGACUACUCGCGAGACGAUGACUUCGGUGCCGAUUUGGAAGCCGUUUUGGAGAGAUCGAAGCUUGAGAAGUGAAGGGAAGUUUUGUUUUUGUUGAUUUAUGCUUUUUUUUUGUUUAACAUUGUUCUAAUGCUGCAUACAAUCGAAUAUCGCCUAUGCAGAAAAGCGAGAGAGAUAGAAAAAGUUCGGUGUUUCAUAAUUUUAAAAUUUGACUUUUGAUGGAAACAAGUGUCAUUCCUUUUUUUCUGGUAUAGACAGUUCAAGUUCGUCACCAUGUUUUCGUAUAUUGGUUAAUCUCUAAAUCCCUAACGAGAUUUCGCUUUAUGAAUAAAUAUUCGAUUUUGUUUCACUGAAUAAAUCGCCUCCUGUUUGCUCGAAGAAGAACAUUCUACGUUUGACUUAUUCCAUCACCAUAAAAGCUUUAAAAUAUGCAUUAUUUACAUAUCAACACAAAGGGAAUUUAAGUAGGCAUUUCGCCUGAACGCAGGGACCGUUCAAGGGAUUAGUGUAAAUAUUUUCUUUUAAGUUUGUGUACAGUUUUCAUUUGCGAGAGAUUUCAGAGCAGAGUGGAAUAGAAGAAAUUAUUGCCCCACCCCCGCCUUCAUCAUCCGGUUGGUGCUUUGCGCUGAUGUCUACUGGUAGUACUGUUUUAGUGAGAGAUUUACUUCCUUCCCCUAAACUGUUUAUUUUUAAAACUAGCUCAACUUGAUUCCAAAAUUUGCACUUCAACAAAUAAAUUAAAUUUAGAACACAAAUUUCACCUACAUAUCGUUAUUGUUAGCAUCAAUCACGCAGUGUAUGUUGCCGUACGUAGUAGCGAAAGAACUGCAAGUAGAAGGCUUAUAUACCAUAAAAGUAUUCUUAAAUGAAACUAUAUACAUAACUGCUGAAAGAAACUUACCAUUGGAGUACGCUUAGAAAAUUAUUACAAUAACUAAAUUAUUCAGUGAGAGAGAAAAAAAAAGUAUCAAACAAGGAAGAGCGAAAGAUGUAUAUGUUCGUUAAUCCUUAAAAAAUAAACUCUGAUUGUUGAAAUUAAAUUGAAAGAUGAAGCAAAAAAAUAUAUACUACGCAAUGCUACAACACUAAAAUGAAAAAAAGAUAUUGUAUUGAAUCAUCAGCGCAGAAAGUUACGAUGUUAUCGCAUAUUAUAUGAAACAGAGAUAAAUCGAAACAGCAACCCAGAGAAUAUUUAAAGGUCAAUAAACAGAAUUAAAAUUCAAU